UAGCCCUCUCCCACUCGUCGUCGUCCCUUCCCAUGACCUUGCGAUUGGAAAACUGUUUCAAUGGAUAAUACCGGAUCGUGUCAAGACAUCAAGCUUUCAUGUGCUCUUCAAUCAUCCUCAUCUCACACCACCUUCCACCCUUAACGGUCAGGUUCGUUUGGAGCCUUACAUAAGUGACAACCAAGUUCUCCCGUUCGCUACACCAUUACUCGGAUUAUGGUCAACUGGCAAGACCCGCAAGUGAUUGAGAACUGGACGGAGGUUCUCGUCAAUAUCACCUUUGUCAUUCUAGGAUUAUUUGGAUGGAGCUAUAUACAUUCCUGCCAGAUCGAAAGUGCUCUCCUUCGUCGUCAACUUACAUUUCGAUGGCAAAUAGUUUCUUAUUUGACCGGUCGGACGUUCUUUCUUGUGACUGUUAUACUAUCUGCCGUGACAAGCAUCGCCAUCCCGCCGUAUAUCGACUGCUAUUACGUGUUGAAAUUCUUGGCGUUCUCGAAUAAUAUCGCUAUGGCUUGUACAUCUACGAACCUCGUGGUCCGAACAUGGACCAUUUGGAAGACUAAUCGGUUUGUUUGUGUGUUCAUGGCGCUCGCUACUCUAGGGCACUGGUUCACAUUGAUGCUCAGCUCAAAAGAAACACAAAUCUCACCAUCAUCUCCCUCUUCUGAACUAUGCGGUUUCGUAAUAGUGAAUCCUACAUAUUCAGCUGCUUCGGCCAUGUACACUAUGAUAUUCGACUUUAUACUUCUCAAACUAGCAAUCUUUGGCCAUUGGCGCUCGUCGUCGUCGUCUCUCUUCACAAUCAUCCGUACCCAAGGCAUCAUCUUCUAUUUCAUCGUGUUUCUCACUAGUGUCGUUCCGUUUAUCUUCUCGCGGCUGAAUCUUAAUUAUGUCAUGAAUGUGUUUUUUACUUGGCCUGCGACUUGUAUCAUGUUGAUAGCAUCAAGCUAUGCGGUGAUUCCAACAUUCACUACGCCUCCCACAUGCCACAGAACUCCCGUGAGAGGUCCGCUAGAAGGUACCCGUACGACAGACGAGAAACCGAACGUACCGAUCGCGGCUCGCGUCGAUUUGUCUCAGUGAAUUCGAA
Molecule: messenger RNA, 1090 nt
Organism: Suillus subaureus
Lineage: Eukaryota; Fungi; Basidiomycota; Agaricomycetes; Boletales; Suillaceae
Exons: 14
Coding region: 217-1083 (288 amino acids)
Source: RefSeq, a predicted model, not a curated record